Strongylocentrotus purpuratus (purple sea urchin) is the source of this 4104-nucleotide messenger RNA. Its product is annotated as microtubule-associated protein futsch. Lineage: Eukaryota; Metazoa; Echinodermata; Echinoidea; Camarodonta; Strongylocentrotidae. The record is from RefSeq and is a predicted model, not a curated record. The coding region runs from base 50 to 3502 and encodes 1150 amino acids. The transcript has 15 exons.
UUAUUUGUUUCUUUGUUGAAAGGCUUGUGAAGUGAGUCCUCAUGCCAGUAUGAUGGUUGCUAAUGCUUUGAAGAAUGCCUUGAACCAGCUUGAAGGGUCCCAGCUCACCAUGGUUACCCCGAUCGAGAAGAGGGCUCGGUCUAUUGUCUCUAAAGUUAUUAAGACCUCUCUUGAGAGUCUCCUCCCAUCCAGUCAUCCAGAAUUGAUGGAAAACAAGGCUUGUGAAGUGAGUCCUCAUGCCAGUAUGAUGGUUGCUAAUGCUUUGAAGAAUGCCUUGAACCAGCUUGAAGGGUCACAGCUCACCAUGGUUACCCCAAUCGAGAAGAAUGCUCGGUCUAUUGUCUCUAAAGUUAUUAAGACCUCUCUUGAGAGUCUCCUCCAAUCCAGUCAUCCAGAAUUGAUGGAAAACAAGCCUUCAGAGGAAGCUGACGAGCCAGGUCAAAGGUCAUAUGAGUUGGAUGACAGGCUAGGUGAAGGGACGGAAGAAGCUGUUGAUCUCUCUUCAAUCAUAGAGAUUUUCCAGGAGCCCGCUGAAGGUACCCCAUCCAUAACACACACCCAAGACUCCAGUGAGAGCGAGAGCGAAGCAGAAGAGGAGGAUGACGCCGUCAUUGGCAUCGUGGAGAACCCUAUCCUCAUGGACGAGCUCCUGCAUGCCGGAGGGCCAUCGGGCGAUACGGACGUCGACGAGGGAUUGCACGUAGUCAUGCACAAGGCAGAUGAUGGACAUCUUAUCGUGGAGGGCGCUGUUCUGACUGCUGAGCAUGAUACUCAGACAAUCACCGAGAGAAUUCUGUCUGACAUCACUUUAGAGAGAGCUUCAGGUAGCUUGUCUGGGGCAUCCAGCUCACGCAGUGGCCUGACGAGGGAGAAGGCAACGGCUUCCAGCAGCAGCAGCAGCUGCUCUGAAGAUGAAGGUGAAGAGAUCCCUGAAGACCACUCCUUCAUCGUCCCCAUCUACCAGAAGAACCUGAUCAACAUAGGAGGACACCUGGUUGAAUCCCACCUCUCUGCCAUCUCUAUGAAGCCAGAGACUGAUGGCAAGGUCCCCAGCAAGGGCAAGUGUGCUGCAAGGAAUUCUUUCAGGAACAUCUUCCGUCCGGACAUGACGUACUGUCAGGGUUCUGCCAGGAUGCUGAGGGAUACGUUGGUCAGGGAUAUCAGGAGUCGUCAGACGGCCAGUCUCCCGGGGAUGGACGUAGUGUGUGAGGUUCUGGAACAAGAGGAGCAGGACAUCAUGGAGAAGCAUUCUGAUGAAGCUCUAGUGACCAUGGAGGAAACAGAGGGACUGUGUUACCUUCCUGUUAAGAAGAAACCCAAACCUGCUGUAGCCGAGGCUCCCCCUGACACUGCCCAAGACCAGGCUGAGAUAACAUCUAGUGAAACACCUCCGGGAGAUGAAGAUGUUCUUCAAUCAAAAACGUGUGAGGUAGGUCGCACCUUGUCAAAUGGAGACCCUGAAGAUACUUUGCUGAAUGCUGAUGGGACGGUUGGUGAAGAUGAUGCGCCAUCAGCAGCAACUGAAGAGAGUGCAAGGCCAACCAUCUCAGAUCACGCACCUACCGAACAGAAGACAGGGAUUAUCCCAUCAUCCAAGUCAGCGGAAGAAGCAAAGCAGAGGGCGCUAUCUGCUGAGAGAAGAAGCACCAAACGUGAGGUAUCUGCACAAUCCGUCGACGCCUCACAAAACCUUGCUGGUAGCGAUGAGGGCAGCAGCUCGGGGGAGGACACCGGUUCUCGCAAACAUGGAAGCCAGAAAUCCAAGAAGGUGAAAUCGUCGAGUGGGAUCAGCGGCCUGUUCUCACGUAUCAGUCAUGUGUUUUCAGGAACACACAAGAACUCAAGCGCUAGCAUCCCAUCUCAUGAAAGCUCGUCAGAACCGGCUAGUCGGCAGUCCUCAAAGAAGAGCGUGGAGAGGUUGACAGGCGGGCCAUUUUCAGAGGGGGCACACGCACAGGAUGGAACAGCUAGCGGUGAGAAGAGCAAUCUUAGCUCAAGUGGUCUCCAGCAGGGUGCCAGCCUCCAGCAGGGUGCCAGCCUCCAGCAGGGUGCCAGCCUCCAUCAUGGCGCUAGUGUCCACUUCACCUCAAAGACCAUAGAUCCUCCUACGCGAAGGGAGAGCAUCUAUGCCUCACACCGACCUCAGACACCUAUCCCUUCAAUUCUCAAUGAUGAGGAGGAUGACAACGAGGACGAGGAGGAGGAGGAGCUCAUCUUCGAGGGGGAUGAUACAGAAGGGGAUGUCCCUGUGAGGAUAGAGGUCCAGGAACCUAGUUCUGAUGUCGAGGCAACUGGAGAGGCAGGAUAUGUCCCCAAACUUCCUGAUGAUAAUGGUCCAAUGAACCCAGAGACUCCGUCUGAAGAUCACCUGCAAAUCAAGAAUGACAGCAACAAUGCAAACACAGACAGUGGUAGCCAGUCGCCCCAUCUUCUGCCUUCCAUCCACACCGGCCAGCUGCAGUCCCCUCAAAUGCCCAGUGAGCGUGCAUCUGCUUUGAGCCAAGCACAAGCUGGUCCUACUCAGUCAGGGAGUCGAGCAUCUCAAGGUAGUCAACCACCGGUACCCCCAAAAGCGAAGUCCCUGUCCAAUCCCAGCCUCUCUGGGGCACAGUCGAUGACCAUCACUGGACGUGCGCUGACACCCAUUGGAUCCAAGAUGGCAAAGUCAGUGAUUUUGACUUCAGAGAAAGAAAGGCGUAGUUCGUUAGGGUCAGUCAGUCAGAGGUCACCAUCAUCGUCAUCUAGGCGGGGCAGCAGGGUGGGGCUUUCACACCACAAGUGGACAGGGUCUACUCUGAAGAUAGCUUCCAUGUCAAGCCAAUCUGCCAGCAAGAUUAAGAGUGCGUAUGGAAGCUCUGCAGGACUCUCAAUCAGUGGCUGCCAGAUCCUGCCCAACAAGCCCUCAAGGUCUAGCUCCUUUAGUCGUCACCAAGCUAGUCUCAUCAGCGCAACGGAGCUAGGUUCCCGAGGGUCCCGCAGUAAGCAUGGGAGCCGGGACAGCACGGUGAUGCCUAGACCGCCCUCUGGAGUCAAGCCAUCAGGGUCGGCUCAGUCAGGUCAUCGGGGGGUCAGAUCACCAUCCGAAGCACAAGUCAUGUCUAAUCCCACCCUUGAUACAGCGAAGGGAAGCUCAUCGUUGCCUAUCAAUCAUCCUAGCUCCAACGAAAGGCUGUUGCCACGUCGGGCCUCCCUCGAGAAAGAAAACCGGAUGGAGCGUCUGUCUACAGAAAGCGUCUCCAGUAGAAAGUCUAGCAAGGAGCAAGUAGGCAAGAAGAUAUCAAGUGGGACGCAACCAAAGCAAGAUGAUUCUGUUCAAGAUCAGAAGCCUGGUGCCCCUAUGCCCAAAAUCAAGGGAUCGCUGACCCCACGACCUCCUAGUCAACCUUUACCCUCUAGACAAAGGUCACGACCUACCUCAGGAGUGAAGAAACCAGCUGAAGACACCGCCGUAGAUGCUGACCAGAAAAUGCUUGAUAAUGACCAAGCCACAUCAGAGGACUAACUGAGGGGUGUUUGGAAUCAGGAUUAGACUUAACUGCAAUAAUAAUAACAACACAUAAAUCAUGAAGAAAGGAGAUUUUAUAGAUCAAACUUGCAAUUGAUAUUACCAACUUCCCACCAGGGUGUGAUAACUGAAAGCACGUAUUUUUGUUAUUUUGGUAACACAAGUGUGAUUUUGUAAUUAUAGUUGAGUACAUGAUUAUUGACUGAUGUAUCUGUCUCAACAUUAAUGUUAACACAUCAUGUAGAUCAUCGGAGUUUGAUUUUAAACAGACCUAUAUCAUUCUCUAACAAUCAGAUUAGUAUUAAAUGAGAUCACAGCACCAUUAUUGUCAACAUGAACUAUACGGAUAAUGUUAUAUUGGAUUUAUUUUAUGCUCAGUUUGAAUACUGUAGGGGAUGAGCAAUCAAAGCCUGUCUGAAUUAUGUGGAGAUGAUAUAUUUAUAAUUAUAUAUUUAUAUUCUAGCAAUGCAAUGUAUGAAUAGUUGACAGCUGACACACCUUGAUUGAGACCAAAGAAAUUCUUGCCAGAUCAUUAUGUUUAUUAUUUAUUUCAUUGAUGUACAACCUGAACAAAAAAUUAAAAGGAUAUUAAAGUGAAA